AUGUUUCUUUUUUCAACGAAAGAAGCUGUUCCAGAGAUAAUAAAAAGUCCGCCAAUUCAGAUGGCAAAUGGGGCGAUCGAAAGUCGUUUGAUUUCAUCCCUCCACAACCCAAGGAGUUCCAAAAAUGGGCACUCCUCCGAUCUUGACCUCCACCAAAAGCUGAAAAUCCAACAGAAGCAGAACUCGCUACCAACAGUCAAGUUCACGCCGCCGACACUAGAAAUCGCCACCGACAUUGAACAGUUGAAAUCGAAAUACAUUGUUUUAACCCCAAAGGAAUGUGGUUCCAAAUUGAUAUUUGGCGCUUUUCCUAUUUUCGCGAUUGGCCGCGGAGGAAUCUCCUCGGGCUACAAUUGGCCAUUUUUCAAAAAGCGUCAUUUUUGGAACCACCACCAAAAGAAGCAAUUUAACCCCUCCCCUCACAACAAGUUCCAAGCGAAGCCACAGCCAGUUCCAAAAUCUCCCUCAAACGAUAGUCAAACUGUAAAACAAUCAAUAUCGGAAUCUCCUCAGCCCAAGAAAGCUCAAGACGGCAUCCCAGAGGCAAAGCGCAACUUCUUUCCGGUUGACAACAUCGGUUUGAAAUGGAACCCGAAUCAAGUCAAGCUCCUCGGUGGAUUGUACAACUUAGGCAACACCUGCUAUCUCAACUCCAGUUUGCAGUGUUUGAUGCACACUGCGCCCCUAGUUAAUAUUCUCUCUGUUCCGCAGAAUCAUCCUGCUGUUAGAAAUCAUGGAGCAUUUUGCCCGAUGAGAUCUCUCGCCAAGCUCAUCCGCCAGCUCCAAAACCUCGGUCCUCGACAAGCAACAAGGCCGCACGAGAUUGUACAACAUCUGAAACAGAUCGCUUCUCAUUUCAGCCACGGACGGCAAGAAUGCGCCCACGAAUUCACGAGACUGUUUAUGGACGCGCUUUUGAGAAGUUGUACUCGUCAGUUUGGAAAGGUCGACAAAUACGAGGAGACGACGUCGAUACCACAUCGCGUUUUCGGCGGCUGGCUUCGUUCAAGAGUCACGUGUUCAAAUUGCAAGAAUCAUUCCGAUACCUUCGAGUCGUUUCUCGAUGUUAAUUUGGAAAUGAAGGGCUGCGAUUCGCUAUUCGACUGUCUUCGGCACUUCACAAUGACGGAAAUUCUCGACAACGGGAAUAUGUACAAAUGCGAUAAAUGCAAAAAAGCUACGCGGGCUGCAAAGCGAUUUACCAUUCAUCGCCCUCCAAAUGUUCUGGCAAUCUCUCUGAAACGAUUCAACAUCAUGGGAAACAAGAACGGUCGGGAGAUUCGCUUCCCAUCGAAGCUUGACAUUUCAAAAUUCUGCUCCUAUUCGAAAAUGGACAACAAUUACGAGCUGUAUGCGAUUCUGGUCCACGCUGGAUUCACUGUCAAUUCCGGCCAUUACUACAGUUACUGUAGAACGGCGAAGGGAAACUGGAGCAGAUUUGAUGACUCUUGCGUCACACCUACGAGUUUGGAAAACGUCCUGCGCCAGCAGCCGUACAUGCUUUACUACGUGCGCACUGAUACGCCAUUUUGGUGUAAAAAGACAAAGAGACCAAACAGCUCUCCAGUCCAGUCUCCUCUUCCGGCAAAGAUCCCGGCCUCGAGUCCGACGACGCCGACGAACAAUCAACUGCCGAAGAAUCCCUUCGUCAGUACUCCUUCACCAUCGCCACAGAAACAAAAGUCGUUUAUUGGACCAACCAGGCCAGUUGUAACGACCGUCAAAGUGACAAAGCCCGAUGAGAGAAAAUACGAAAAACAAUCGCCUAAAUCCUCACCAAAGCCUAAGCCAAGAGAGUCGCCAAAACAGUCGCCGAAAAUGUCGCCAGUUUCGUCGCCGCAGCAGCCGAUUAGAAACAAACUCUUUUACAACCCUGGAAACAAAUCAAACAACCAACAGGCGAAGAACGGAUCUUCUGCUCCUUCGCCGAAGCACAACAACAAUCAAUUCCAGCGUUCGAACUCGAUAAGUUCAACAAUUGGAAUGCUCAAGAGUCAAAAGCCAGAGAAAAAGACGGAGAAAGAACGCAUCUCCGGCCUUGUUGGAUAUUCGAGCGAUGAGUCAGACGAUGAUACGAGUAAAGCCAAGAGCAGUUUCAAUAACAGCAAUUCGAACGGUCCAAAGAAGGAGGCAAGAAAGUCGGAUGAUAAGGAUGGCUUGAUGAAGAGCUUUCAUGAACGAAAAGACAGAAUCGAAGAAAACAGAAAGAGAAAAUAUAAUUUAGGAAACGGGGGCUCAUUCUGGGGCCUCGGAAAGGUAAAUCGAUGGGAUGGAAAGGCGAAUAACUUGGAUCAGCGAGAUCGAGCUGCUUCAGCAGCAAGUGCGGGAAGUAUAAUUUCGAAGGAACAGUUGGAUAUUGACAAGGGAAAGACGAAGAAGUUAAAGCUCGAAAAGAAUCUUCAAAGAAGUAAGUCGUGGAGUAGCGUGAACCACUUUCAGAAAGUCCAAUCUUCCCAAAGCAUCAAACGCUGA
Molecule: messenger RNA, 2472 nt
Organism: Oikopleura dioica
Lineage: Eukaryota; Metazoa; Chordata; Appendicularia; Copelata; Oikopleuridae
Source: the annotation of a GenBank genome assembly